Messenger RNA from Durio zibethinus, 2071 nucleotides. NCBI's taxonomy places the organism in Eukaryota, Viridiplantae, Streptophyta, Magnoliopsida, Malvales, Malvaceae. The record is from RefSeq and is a predicted model, not a curated record.
ACUUUUCUUACAAAAGAAGCAAAGCUUUUAGCAGGAAUUUUCAUACACCUUUUCAUUUCUGCUCCCAUUCACGAUUGCAGUUUGUUAUCUUCUCGGCUUUUCUGGUGUUUUACUUUUCAAGCAAUUUGCUGUGUCAACCACAAACGGCAGGUAUUCUUCAGAUACUCGCCUAUGGCUUCAUUCUUCUUUGUUUUUGAAACUGCAAAGAUUCUAUUUGCCCCAAUUGAAAGAUGUUUGAACUGUAAAAGAAAUCUUGAUGAAAAUAUGAAGAUUAUGAAAAAACUGUUGAAUGAGUUGAAUAGUCUAAAGGAAGAUAUUGAACUAAGAAUAAGUGCAGAGUGUCAAGCUGGGGCAAUGCAAACAGAAGAAGUAAAAAACUGGUUAGAGGAUGUUCAGAGGAUCAAAACUGAAACUGAAUUCAUUGAAAAAAAGGCAGAAGAAAAGAGAUUUCUGUCUCGGGCGUUCCUAGGAAAACCUGUUGAGGAAAAGAUUGUGGAACUCAAGGCAUUUGUGAAGAAAGGUAAAACAUUUCUUGGCUUGGUCAAGUAUUUCAAGUACAUAAUUGUUGGUGGUGGAGUUGCAGCAGGAUAUGCAGCAAGGGAGUUUGAUCGGCAAGGCCUUGUGCCGGGAGAAUUGGCGAUUGUUUCCAAAGAGGCUGUGGCUCCUUAUGAACGUCCUGCACUGAGCAAGGGAUACCUGAAUCCGAAGGGAGCUACAAGACUGCCCGAGUUCCAUGUCUGUGUCGGAAGUGGAGGAGAGAGAUUACUUCCAGGAUGGUAUAAAGAAAAAGGAAUACAAUUGAUACUUGGUACAGAAAUAGUGAAGGUAAAUCUUGGUUCGAAGACUCUGAUAAGUUCCAGGGGAGAGACCUUUACGUAUCAGACUUUGAUAAUUGCAACCGGUUCAACAGUAGUAAGGUUGACAGAUUUGAAGGUAGAAGGAGCUGAUGCCAAGAACAUCUUCUACCUGAGAGAACUUGAAGAUGCCGAUAAGCUUACAGAAUCAAUUAAAACAAAGAAGAAUGGAAAAGCUGUGAUUAUUGGAGGAGGAUACAUUGGUCUUGAAGUUGGACCAGCUAUGAGAAUCAACAAUUUCGAUGUCACCAUGGUUUACCCUGAGACUUGGUGCAUGCCUAGGCUUUUCACCGCAGUUUUAGCCGCAUUCUAUGAAAGUUAUUAUGCAAACAAAGGGAUCAAAAUUAUCAAGGGAACAGUGGCAGUUGGCUUCAAUGCUAAAUCAAAUGGAGAGGUGAAGGGAGUGAAACUCAAGGAUGGUAGGGUAGUUGAAGCUGACAUUGUUGUUGUUGGUAUUGGAGCAAGGCCCCUGACAGCAUUAUUCAAAGGACAGGUUGAAGAGGAGAAAGGCGGAAUCAAAACUGAUGGAUUCUUCAGGACAAGCAUGCCUGGUGUAUAUGCUGUAGGAGAUGUGGCUACUUUCCCAAUCAAACUAUACAAUGAGAUGAGAAGAGUUGAACAUGUUGAUCAUGCCCGCAAAUCAGCUGAGCAGUCUGUCAAGGCAAUCAAGGCAAAUGAAACCGGGAAAGAGAUCGAAGAAUACGAUUACCUUCCAUUCUUUUACUCUCGUUCCUUUGACCUCUCAUGGCAGUUCUAUGGGGAUAAUGUUGGUGACACUGUGUUUUUUGGAGACAACAAUCCAUUAUCACCAAAGCCAAAGUUUGGGUCCUACUGGAUCAAAGAUGGAAAGGUGGUAGGAGCUUUCCUGGAAGGUGGGACUUCUGAAGAAAACAAGUCUAUUGCAAAAGUUUCUAGACUCCAACCUCCAGUUGAGAACUUGGAUCAACUUAAAAAGGAAGGUCUUUCCUUUGCCAGUAAGAUUUAAAAUGGGACAAAUUCAACGGUUUGUGCUUGUAAUUGUAUGUGUUUGUUUUUGUACCUGUUACUCACCUAUUUACAGUUCAUGGCUUGUAUUUGCACUUGGUUUGUUUAAUAUUGUGCUCUUGGAUUGAUUGCAAUGUUCCCAAACCUGAUUUCCCUGAAUUCAACUUCAUCAGUUGUGUUAUUUGUUCCACACUCUUGCUCAUACUUGAUUUCAUGAUAGAAAGGGAUUGCAU